Messenger RNA from Salvelinus namaycush (lake trout), 1159 nucleotides. RefSeq names its product terminal uridylyltransferase 7-like. NCBI's taxonomy places the organism in Eukaryota, Metazoa, Chordata, Actinopteri, Salmoniformes, Salmonidae. The coding region runs from base 158 to 1159 and encodes 333 amino acids. The transcript is spliced from 6 exons. Gene Ontology annotation, molecular function: nucleotidyltransferase activity. The record is from RefSeq and is a predicted model, not a curated record.
GCCCUGAAGACGUUUCUGUUCGUUGUUUGAGUGGCGGCUUGAGUAUCUAUCUGGUCAAUAUAAUGUAUCAUCUGUGUUGUGCUAUUUAAACUAACGAUACCGAAUAAACACAGUAGUAUGCUGACCAUACAAAGACAAAAGGCCUAGUAGAAACACCAUGGAAGAGUCAGGAGGCAGGCCACGUUACCCUAAACAGGGAGGCCGGGAAAGGGUCGCGGUGGCAAACGAGGCAGAGGCCUGGAGGAACCAGGACUCUGGGAGAGGAUACAGCCCCAAGCCGGAGAGGGGUGGCCAGGGGAAGAGGGGAGGCCACGGUGGGUUCUACCGUGCCAGCCCCAAGAAGGGAGGGAUGGGGCCCCUCAGCAGUUCCCCUGGGGGGGCGGUGUUCAAGCGGGGGCAAAGCCCCUCUCAGAGGGAGGGUUUCCAGAGACCCAGGUACCCAGAGAGCCAGCAGGCAGAUGGCCUGGUUGAGGGCCGGGAGGAGAACUGGAGAGAGCGCCCCUCACAGCGCUGGAGGAGAACGUCUCAGGGAGAGGACCCAGGAGAGGACUGGGAGCAGGGACGGAGAGACAACGCUGACAACACAGCUCCCAGCUCAGGGGGGAAGAACUGUAGGAACCGUGACCGGAGGCGGGGUCUACGUGAGGAGGACCGUGGGCUGGUGGUGGACGAGUCAGCUCUGUCAACCCAAGAGCUGCUGGGACUGAAACGGGCGGAGGAGAAGAUCGGCAGAGAGGAGAUCUUCCGUCUGAAGAAGAGGUCCCGCAGUAACCCCAGUGCUGUCUACACCUGCUCUCUGUGUGAGGUCCUGCUGGACUCUGUCUCUGAAGCUCACAGACACAUCAAAGACAAGUGGCACAAGAGGAGAGCCAAGGAGCGUCGUGAGGAGGUGAUGUUGACGGAUCUCGUGCCCCCCGGAGCGGAGCAGGUGGUGGCGGUGGGUGUGGCUUUGGAGGGUGUGGUCAGAGAGAGAGGGAUGAGUGACCAGGAUGUAGAGAACAGACGACGGAUCGUCUCCAACAUGCAGGAAGUCCUGAUGUCCGUCCUGCCUGGUGAGAGAACGACCGGAGUAGACUGGAGGGGUAGAAGAGUUUAUCUUUACGCCGUCUGCAUACAUACUGUUUGUUGGGUUUGCUCCUUGCAGAACUUGGCUAGGUGA